AUGUUUUGCGAGUCUGAGUUCAUCUCUUUCUUUCAUGCUCUUCCCCACCGCUCCAUCGCGUGGCACCACUCUUCACGAGUCUUCUUCUUCCUUCGGAUCCUCCAAAACUGUGUGGUACUAUCGCUGCCUGGGACUCGACCCUUGAAAAGCUGCGAUCUCUGGGGCAAUUUUUCAACUGGGUGGGUGCCGAAUUGGAUGGGAGAAGGGCGUGGUACGAUGAAGAGUGGUUUUGAAAAGAUGAUGUCGCAGAAGAACAAGCAUAAAGGAAGGUACGAGGAUGAGAAAAGAAGGAGGAGUACUAGGUUUCUGGUGACGAUUAACAUAAUGGGGAGUGCGGGGCCAAUAAGGUUCGUGGUGAAUGAGAAAGAGAAUGUUUCUGGGGUGAUUGAUACUGCUCUCAAAUCCUAUGCUCGUGAAGGGAGGCUUCCUGUUCUGGGAUUUGAUGCCUCCAAUUUCCUUCUUUACUGUGCAAAUGCUGGCUUUGACGGUAUGCUUCUUUGUCUUCUCUACCCUGUUUGGAAUUCCACAAAACUUAAAGCUGUUCUUCCUGUUGUUUUUUUUAAUGAGUUUUAA
Messenger RNA from Sphenostylis stenocarpa, 573 nucleotides. Lineage: Eukaryota; Viridiplantae; Streptophyta; Magnoliopsida; Fabales; Fabaceae. The record is from the annotation of a GenBank genome assembly.